Peromyscus eremicus (cactus mouse) is the source of this 5144-nucleotide messenger RNA. RefSeq names its product neuronal pentraxin 1 (gene Nptx1). Gene Ontology annotation, biological process: axonogenesis involved in innervation. NCBI's taxonomy places the organism in Eukaryota, Metazoa, Chordata, Mammalia, Rodentia, Cricetidae. Gene Ontology annotation, cellular component: plasma membrane; neuron projection. The coding region runs from base 150 to 1448 and encodes 432 amino acids. The transcript is spliced from 5 exons. The record is from RefSeq and is a predicted model, not a curated record.
GAGCGCGGCUGAGAAGACAGUACAGCUGAGAAGCGCGGUGCCCAGAGCGCGGGCCGCCUGCGGAGCGACUGCCCCAGCCAGCCCGAACCCGGUCCCAGCCCGAGCCGCACCGGAGCCUAGCGGGCCCGGUGCUCCAGGUGUCCGCAGCCAUGCUGGCCGGCCGCGCCGCGCGCACCUGUGCGCUGCUCGCCCUCUGCCUCCUGGGCAGUCGGGCCCAGGAUUUCGGGCCGACCCGCUUCAUCUGCACUUCGGUGCCGGUGGACGCCGACAUGUGUGCCGCGUCCGUGGCAGCGGGCGGCGCCGAGGAGCUUCGGAGCAACGUGCUGCAGCUCCGCGAGACCGUGCUGCAGCAGAAGGAGACCAUCCUCAGCCAGAAGGAGACCAUCAGGGAGCUGACCACCAAGCUUGGCCGCUGCGAGAGCCAGAGCACCCUGGACGCAGGUCCCGGCGAGGCCAGGUCGGGCGGCGGCCGCAAGCAGCCUGGCUCGGGCAAGAACACGAUGGGCGACCUGUCCCGGACGCCUGCCGCGGAGACACUCAGCCAACUCGGGCAAACUUUGCAAUCUCUCAAAACCCGACUGGAGAACCUCGAGCAGUACAGCCGCCUCAAUUCUUCCAGCCAGACCAACAGCCUCAAGGAUCUGCUGCAGAGUAAGAUCGAUGACCUGGAGCGGCAGGUGCUGUCUCGGGUGAACACUCUGGAGGAGGGCAAAGGGGGCCCCAAGAACGACACAGAGGAGAGGGUCAAGAUCGAGAGCGCCUUGACAUCCCUGCAUCAGCGGAUCAGCGAGCUGGAGAAAGGUCAGAAAGACAAUCGCCCUGGGGACAAGUUUCAGCUAACAUUCCCGCUGCGGACCAACUACAUGUAUGCCAAGGUGAAGAAGAGCCUGCCGGAGAUGUACGCCUUCACUGUGUGCAUGUGGCUCAAAUCCAGUGCAGCGCCUGGAGUGGGCACACCCUUCUCUUACGCUGUGCCUGGGCAGGCCAAUGAGCUGGUCCUCAUCGAGUGGGGCAACAACCCCAUGGAGAUUCUUAUUAAUGACAAGGUGGCCAAGCUGCCCUUCGUAAUCAAUGAUGGCAAGUGGCACCACAUCUGUGUCACCUGGACCACCCGGGAUGGGGUCUGGGAGGCCUAUCAGGAUGGUACCCAGGGUGGCAAUGGAGAGAACCUGGCUCCCUAUCACCCCAUCAAACCACAGGGUGUGCUGGUGCUGGGCCAGGAGCAGGACACUCUAGGCGGAGGGUUUGACGCCACCCAAGCGUUUGUGGGUGAGUUGGCCCAUUUCAACAUCUGGGACCGCAAGCUGACCCCCGGGGAGGUGUACAACCUGGCCACCUGCAGCAGCAAGGCCCUCUCGGGCAAUGUCAUCGCCUGGGCCGAGUCCCAGAUCGAGAUCUUUGGUGGAGCCACCAAGUGGACAUUCGAGGCUUGUCGCCAGAUCAACUGAAGGCUUCAGGCUAGGGCUAAGCCCCCAGCCCCACGCCUGCCCACCCUGCUUGUGCGGUGAUGACCCAUCGUCUCCCCCAACCCCCAGGAAUGACUCAAGGCCAUGGCCCCUGCACACGCACACGCACACAGCCUGGUUUGUCCUCCUUGUGCACAUGAAGCAGUCCCGGCUCUUCUUUGGCCCUAAGGACACCCCACUUCUCCCUAGGAGCCCUACUAUCUCCCGGGCAUGCCUAGCUAAAGCAGGCAGCAUCAGCUUUGACAAUGCAGAAUUAGGUGAGAGAGAGUGUGUGUGCGCGCGCGUGUGUGCGUAGGGGAGGCUUUUCUUUUAAGAUGAGAUAGUUCGUUCCCUCCUUUCUUUGUGGUUUUUGUACGUUUCUGAUGGGUCAGCUGCCUGUGUGCCUUGGGGCUGGCGCUGUUUCCUCAGCACACGUAUUUACCCUCAUUUGCAGACCUUUGUGGGAGGGGCAGAGUGCUCUGUUGAUGGAAGUCAGAAUAGUUUGCUAAGGCUGGGGGACCUUCCCACACGAAUUUUUGUUUGGGGUAAGUGGAUUCUCUGAAAAUCGGAGGCUGGUUGUCCUGGGAUGGCACCACCGAGAUGCUAUCAUCUCCCUCCCCCUGCCUCAGUCAGAUUGUCUGUUGUCUGCAUCUGAGGGUAGAGUACACCACUUAGCAGCUCUGUCCCAGGACUGCACCUGACCCUUGGCCUUCCUGCCUCUUCCUAUCACUCAAGACUGGGACCUGUUAUUCCCUUUCAGCCUCCAAAGCUGUGCUACUUCAGCCCAGUGGUUCUGAGAAGGGAGUGCCCCACCAGAGUCCCAGGACACAGGGCCUUGGCACCCCCCCCUUCUCCCUCUGGUGGAGAAACCAGAGGCUUCAAGUGGGGAUCUCACGUGCUUGAUCUCAGCUCCAGAGGGCACUGAGACUUGACCCACAGUCCAUGGGAAUGCCUUCCCAUGGCAUUUUUCACAGCCAUACUCCCCUCCCAGCACACCCAGGCCCAGGUGAGCUAGCUCAGACCCCUCUCAGGGGCCAGGGGCUCAGAAACCUCUCAUGUGGAGCCUGCUGGCCAGGGCAUGGUGUGCCAUCCACUCCUGUAUCUCAUGGGGUACAAGCCCUGCAGCAGCCCCAACCUGCCACCGGCCUGUGACACCAAGCCUGUGGCUUUUCCUUAUUGAAAGCAGCGUGAGUACCGCCUUCUGAGGAGAGGGACAAAAUGUGUGUGUGCACAUGUGUCUGUCGAAUGAUGGAGAACACUGAGGAGGCCGUGUCCAGGUGGGGUGGGCCCUGCUUUGUUUCCCCACUCUGUGGGCACAUGCCCAAUGACACCUGGACUGUGUCUCCAGGAGCCUGACUAGCAAAAGGCUGGCAAGUCUUUCUAGAAACCUACGCACUGCCUGGCUCGUCUGCAGCUGCAGACGCUUCCUCAACGGGAGCAGGGCUUGCACCUGCUGUACUUCCAGGGGCACCUGUCUCCCUCCAUACAGGUCCGUGUUGUGUCUGAGCCUAGUGCAUCCGUGUGUGUCUCUGUGCUGUCUGUGUCACUGUUGUCGUGGGUGUCUGCACGGUUCCCCUGCCACUGCUCUGUGGUGCGCUGCUCUCAGAGCACGCCAACCCGGCAGUGUGCCACUUGUUGUCCAGCAGUGGCUUUUCCUUAGAUAAUUGUGCUUCCUCAGCACCCUUUGGGUUGUGGCAUCCUUGGAUUUGUGGGGAUCUUCUGUGUUUGCAUGUACCUCAGGGUGGUGUGUUCCUUGCUCCCUUGGUCCGAUGCGUGUUCCCUUGCCUGCAUGGACUUCUCUGGUUCUGUGUUGUGUGCUGAGUGCCGCCCAGUGUUCUGUGAUCACCCAUGUAACUACUGAAAAACGGCUGGGUAAGCAAGCCAGGGGUUUUGGGGAGGUCAAGAGAGAUCAGCGUCCCUCUUCCCUCCUUCUCCCCAGACAUAGCAAGAAGCAUCUCUAACAUCUAGGUUGAGAACAAGCCUGAAUGGUACCCAUGGUUGGGAGAGAGAGAGAGAGAGAGCAUGAGCUCGGAAUCAACUUUCCAGACCAGAUAGAGCCCCACCCUUACUUUAGCCGCCUGGGAGCCAACACCAGGCAAGGCCCAGAGCCGGCUGUGCCCGGUGCACUCCUGCUAACCCCUGCCACCAGCCCCAGCCCCUGCCAAUGCGGACUCCAGACCACCUGCACCCAGAUGGGUGGGGUGGGAGCUGUCCGUUCAGGACCACAAGCCAUCCUCUGCCCUGGCUUAGAGGGCAGAGCACACCCCAAUGCUUAUGCCUCCGCCCUUCAUCUCUCAGCUCCUCUCCCUUCUCCUCUCCCCUGCGGCACGCAUAGUGCCAGGGACAGAAGCUGACAUCCAGCUCUUGCCCUGCCCCUCACUGGAGUCUGUGCCAAGCCCCUCCCCUCUGUCACUGUGCUCACACUUGGCACUUUGCUGGCCCUGAGAAAGCUAACCACAGCCGCAGAUCUAAUCCACAUAUUUUCCAUCGACUCCGUAAUCUGACUGAUGUCCCCUCUUGCACUGAAUAAUACAUGCCUCUCUCAGGUAAGCCAUUUUAUAAAAUAAGAGAUAAAAUGCACUGUCAAGACAGUGUUUGCUUCUGCCGAUGGUGUCCGACAGCACCCUGGGCAUUAGGGUGGGAGAGCUGCCACGGAGGCUCCCCGGCCCGACGGGGCUGAGAGCCCACUUGAAUUGUAAGCCUUCUUGCUUUUGAUAACACAGUAUUAUUUCUCUUACUGAAGAAGAAAAAGUUUAUUACCAAACAAGAGUAUUUUUAUGAAAGAAUAGGACAAACCUAUAAAUUAUCUCAACCUAUAUCUCCCUUGAAAAAUACUUUCAGGCUCCAUCAAAAUGUAGGACUGAAAGCGUGUAUUUUGGCAGAAAGAGAUACAUUUUUGUAUGCUUUCUUUUCCUUUUGUAGAUUCCCAACUUAUUUUCUAAGACUGCAAAGAUCACUUUGUCACCAGCCCUGGGACCUGAGACCAAGGGGUUGUCUUAUGGGCAGUGAGGGGGAAGGAGAGGCUGGCCUGAGGUUCUCAGUCACUCCAGUGAGCUCCGAUAAGGGGCCACCAGGUCUCGAAGGUGUGUUGGGGACCAGGAGGUUAAAAAAAAAAGCCUUUGAUGGUGGGUUCUUUGUCUUGGAACUGACUGGUUAUGUGAGACAGGAUGAGGAUUUGGAUACCAAUUCUGAGCUUGAUAGAAGAUAUGAGGGUUAUGCUGGCUAACACAAGGGCAUCGCGUCCUUAGUAAUUCGUCAUGAUUUCAUCUCAAACACAACGUGUAAACUUACUCAGCUGAUGAUGGGAAUUGUAUUGCUUCUGUGUGCAGUGGACUUACGUGCAAUCUGUUCAAAAGGGAACAAGUCAUUGAGGAGAACAAAAGCCCAAUACUUAGAGUCCCAAUUUUGUCUUAUUUGCCAAAAAAAAGCAACCCCCCUAGAGUUGAUAUUGUUACAAUGUACAUACUGUAAACUAUGAAAGAAUCGAUGUACCUUACUUUUUCAUUAUUUGCUAACCAAAGCUGUACAUUUUUCAUACGAUCUGCAGCCUUUUGAGUAUCAAAGGGGUAAACACCACCAUCAGCCAUUCUGGAAAUGCACUAUUUAUACUGGUACCCUUGCUUUUUUUCCCCCCAUUUUCUUGCUGAGAUGACAUGAAUUGUUGAGUUUAUUUUUACACAGUAAAGAGUGAAGAAAGAC